ACAGUUUGCAGUAAGCCGAGAUGAUGUCAUUGCAUUCCAGCCUAGUCCUACAGGAGCAAAACUCAGUCUCAAAAAAAAAAGGAAGAUAGCCAGAGAGGGAGAGAGACAGCAAGGAUAAGAAGGAACUUUUAGAGGCCAAAUCCGAAGUUCUUUCCAGGGAGUGGCUCUGUUCACAUCAUUCUCCAGCCAAAGUAAGAACAGCAUAAGAGGAGAGACACACAUUCAGCAGCCAAAGGAAUCGGCGGAAAGAGCAGAACACCAUAGACAAUAUGCUGCUCUUGGGACCCAAGGUGCUGCUGUUUCUUGCUGUAUUCAUCAUCCCCUCUGACUGGAUACUCCUGGGGGUCAACAGCCAACGAGGAGACGAUGUGACUCCAGUGACUCCAGAAACUUUCACAGAAGAUCCUAAUCUGGUGAAUGAUCCUGCUACAGAUGAAACAGUUCUGGCUGAUAUUGCACCUUCCACAGAUGACUCGGCCUCCACCAGUGAUAAAAAUACCACUGCAGAGUGCUGGGAUGAGAAAUUUACCUGCACAAGGCUCUACUCUGUGCGUCGGCCAAUUCAACUAUGCAUUCAUCAGUCAUGCUUCAUCAGGUUUCGACGCACAUAUGUUGUCAACAAGGAGAUCUGCUCCCGUCUUGUCUGUAAGGAACAUGAAGCUAUGAAAGAUGAACUUUGCCGUCAGAUGGUUGGUCUGCCCCCUAGGAGACUCCGUCGCUCCAAUUACUUCCUACUUAAUCCCUGUGAAAAUGUGGAUUCGCAGAAACCCAAUGGUCUGUGAUCGUCAAAAAAGAGGAAAGAAGAAAAAAUAUGUGGGUGAGAGGAAGGAGAAUCUCCUUCUUCUUUAACCACUGACAGCUAACCUAUAGACAGUAUUUCUUAAACCAAUCCUUUUGCAAUGUCCAACUUUUACCCCUACUCUUUAAUUUUUCACCCAAACUGAUAACAUUUAUCUCAUUUUUUAGCACUUAAAAUACAAAGUCUAUAUUAUUGCAUUAAUUUGCUGCUUCUCAAUAUCAUAGACGUAGUGAAUAGAUGAUGACUAUAUAUGGCUUAUAUACAACAUUCUGUGUACAAUUUCAAGGGAGAAUAAACUUUAGGCUAAUUAUCUUUACUAUUGAAUCUGUCUGAUAUAGAUCUUAGGAUGGAAGAAGUUAUCCUUGUCUAUUUCAGCUAACCAUAUAGCUUCAUUUAUUUUCCUCACAAGAGUUUCCUAGAUUAACUCCUCAUAUUUACGUGUUCCUCUUUACUCUUAUUUUACUAUUUUGCUGGCUUGCCUGAACAUUUGGCUGGCAAGUAUUACUUGUGAGACAGAUCAUGGUGAUUUGUAUAGUCCUGGAAGAUUCUGCAACACAGCUAAGAAUUAUACAAUCCUACUAGCAACAGAUAAGGACCCAAAAUGUGUUCUGUUAAGCUCAGAGGCUGAGGCUAAAGCAUGAGGACUAUGCCAGAUAUAGAACUUGGACUCAUAAUUCCGGAUUCAAUUUUUCAUGCAGUUGUCCAGUUGGGAAGUAAGGCUGGAAAGUAAGUCUCAUUUGCUGACUUGUUUAUGGUAGUGCUGGGGUUAACCCACCUCCAUAAAAUAAAUUAGACAACUUCAUGUGAAACCAUA
This is a messenger RNA of Callithrix jacchus (white-tufted-ear marmoset), 1613 nucleotides long. It is a transcript of the gene MFAP5, whose product is annotated as microfibril associated protein 5. Gene Ontology annotation, cellular component: microfibril. The record is from RefSeq and is a predicted model, not a curated record. NCBI's taxonomy places the organism in Eukaryota, Metazoa, Chordata, Mammalia, Primates, Cebidae. Gene Ontology annotation, biological process: embryonic eye morphogenesis.